UUUAUGCGUAAAACGCAACUCCCCGUCGCAGCGCGUCUCUCUCCCUCCCUCUGUCGCUCUCCCUCCCCCUCUCUCUCACUCGCCAGCCGUCAGCUGUACCCCGGACUCGCUCGUACGCACACCGCGUGCUCUCGCCGCUCGUGAGCACGUGCCCACAAACCCCGAGCAAGUUUGCUGUGCGCGUAGCAGAGAUAAGCUGGCAGACCCGACCGCAGCGCUCAAAACGCGAAAGGAGGAGGAGGAAGGGGUUGUGGCAGAUUGAUUUUCUGUGCUCCGGUUGGGCGAGCAGUGUGAGCAGCGAGCAACGCAUUGCAGAUUUUCACCACGAAGGCUGCUGCUGUUGUUGCUGCUGCUGCUCCCUUGCCCAAGGGCUCUCUCGCCAAGCACGCUGCUCAUCAGCCUCUCCCCCGCCAUACGAGACGACGAAGAGACUCGCGUGAGAGGGCACCUACAAGGCCAUUCCGUCCGCGACCCAGCAGCCCGCAGUCAUAACAAGGAGGCGACGGGUGCGUUUUGCGUGCGCGUUGCGCUCCGCCGGACCUCACGCAUGGGCCGUCCCCUCGUACGAUGGGCGACGAGCCAGAGUUCAGCCAGGACGGGGUGCUCAACUUCCUCGUGGAGAGCGGAGGCCGCGUGGCCAACACCGAGCUCCUGCACCGGUUCAGGGGCGCGCUGGGCGAGCCGAGUGCUCGCGAGCUCUUCAAGGGCUUCGUGAACGCCGUGGGUCUCGUGAAGCAGGAGGACGGCGCCAAGUACGUGGUGCUCAAGAAGAAGUACAAGCAGCACCUGCUGCUGCGCACGCAGACAGCCGGGGUCGAUGGGCCGCGGACAGCCGGGGUCGACGGGCCGCGGACAGCCGAGGCCGCCGACCGAGGAGGAGGAGACGAACGCGCCGAUGGGACCCUCCUGCCCUCGGAGCAACCGCCAGGCGGGGGGAGACAUUCGGAGCAGUCGGCCAAGCAGCAGGCGGUGACCCCGAGCAAGGCAGGCGAGAUGACGCGCAUCAUAGCCCUGCCGAGCUGCGCGAGCGUGGAUGAGGAGCGAGGUGGCGGCGGUGGCGGUGCGGGAGGAGACGCGAGCUCAGGAGGAGGCGGUGAGGCGAGUUCCGCGGCGACCGUGGUGCCUCCUCCUCCUGCUCCGGUGGCCAUCAGCAUCACUGUUCCCUCUCCGGCGGUGGACGCGACUGGGGGGAGGGGUCCCUUUGCGGAGGGCGGCCUCGCGGCCAAGACGGCGGCGGCACGCCGAGUGUCCGUGGACGAGUCAUCACAAGGCCACGCCGCAGCGUCUGCGGAGGACGAGGACGAGGGGACGACGACCCCAGGGUCAAGGUCAGAGGCAGCCGCGUGCACAGAGGCCGAGGGCAGCGGCUCCCAGGACGCGGGGGAGGCCGGGAGGAGUGACAGCGGAGAGGAGGGGUGCCGAGGCGAGUCGGGGCCAGGCGGUCCAGACAGUUCGAGCCAGGAGGUCUCGAGUGGAGCGACAGCUUCUGUUGCUGCUGCUGCCGCUGUCGGAGCUGACGCCGGGGGAGGAGUUGGGAGAGGGUCCUUCAAGACGACACCGAAGAACUUAUCGCAGGGUCUGCGCGUCCCCGGGUCGCCCCAAGCGAAGAGGCACAACUCGUCGUCGUCGUCUUCGCCCAAGAGCCCAUUCAUCGCCCCCAACUUUGUCGGCGGCGACAAAACUGGAGCGGGCGAUUCAGACACCGAAUCCGUGGGCUCGGCUCGAACCAGCGAGGACGACGGCGCGGGAGGAGGGGGCAGCAGCUUCGGGGCCCCUCUGGCUCUCGAGCCGGUGGAGCACGAGUGGAUCGUGAGCGCGGCGCGCGGCGACUGGAGCAACCUGCACGGCCUCCUGCUGGGAGAGCCCUCGCUGGCGCUGCGACGUGACCCUCUCACGGGCUACACGGCGCUCCACUGGGCGGCCAAGCACGGCAAGGCCGACAUGGUGCCCGUCCUGGUGGCGGCCGCAGAGUCGUCGGCCGGAACGGCGGACGACGUGAACGUGCGCUCCCACGGGGGCUACACGGCGCUGCACCUCGCCGCAAUGCACGGGCACACCGACGUCGCCAAGAUGCUCGUGGGUGCCUACGAGGCGAACGUGAACGCACGCGACUACAGCGGCAGGAAGCCGUGGCACUACCUGUGCCAGGACGCAUCGUGGGAGAUCCGCGAGCUGCUCGAGGCGCCCGUGGUCGACGGAGCGGAGCGGCCCGCGACGACGGAGGUGGCACGCAGGAAGCUGCCACGGCCCUACCUGGGCAGCCUCAGGAUCCCGUCCGGUCACGGUGGGGGCGCGGGGUCGGACGACGAGGCGGACGGUGGCGGUGGUGGUGGCGGCAACUUUCUGCGCGACAUGCAGCUCAUGCGAAGGCAGUCGUUCGCCAAGUUGCUCAAGGCGCCGAUGAGCAAGAAGCGCCACAAGACGCAGAUCAUCCACUCGUCGUCCAGCGUGAGAGAGACGAGGGCCAAGGAAGAGGGAGACCUGCCGGUUGGCAAGGUGGCCCUAUGACCGCGCGAGAGGGCCCACGCUCUCUGGCUGGGAUUGCUAUUGUUUUGAAAUGUUAUUUUACAACUGUUGACGGUAUGCCACGGGGGAGACGUCCCAGGGUUGACUUCGUGAGAAGGAGUGCUCGUGAAAUGCUGCACGGUGCAUCGCACUGUAGUAGACCGAGCGACCGUGCCCGUUUUCAUUUGUAAGCGACGUCUACAAUUUUAAAGUUUUGUUAAAUUAGUGUGCAGCCCCUUUCUCAACCGCCUGUUAGUUACAGGCCUUCCCGUGCCAUGCCGGUCACGGUGGUUGUUUGAGUUUGACCUUAAUGCCAUCACGCUGUUCAGUGCAUGUUGAAGAACGACCACUCGCCACGGACGUUGAAACCGUGACUGAGAAUGGAACGCAGGAACCUCCGGGCUCAUAGCGCAGUGCGCUCACCCCUCUUGCACCACACACCGUCACGCACUUUGGUUUAUAGGUCAAACUAAAACCCUGCGAGUCCUCUAAACUUUUUAACACUCUGAUGUCGCAGCAGCAGCUGAAGGAGACCCGAGUGGCGCCAACAAAUGCAUCUUGUGAAGAUUCUAUUUGCUCGGCUAGAGGCGACACUUUUGACAGCAACGCGUCUCCGACGAGGUCUUUGCUGUGCGGAGAAAAAUGUGCAGCCGCCUCGAGACUUAUGUUGGCUGAUCGUCCCCUCGUAGGCAGCAUGUGCCACCAUUCCACAAGAUUGUCAAGCACAGGCGCACGCACACACGGAGAGGCGGCGUGUUGUGGGAGGUUUUUUGUAAAGUGUUAUUUAAAAACAAUAUUUUCAAAUGUACUGUAUAGGGUACUGUGGAUGGUUAAAAAAAAACCCACAGAUGAAUCAUGAAUACGAGUGAAUUUUCAGACUUCCACAUACACCCCCCCCCCCCCAGUGAAUGUACAUCGAGAGUUGGAUGUAACAAAACGGCUUCAGAAAACGCCGCAUUCAUCCGAAAAAUUCUCAACGCACGGGUAAUAUUUCUGUAAGGAUAAUUCUCUGCAUGGGUGUUAUGCACCCUUUAACAUUUAUCCCACAGUCGCUAUCAGUGCUCGUCAGGCUGGUCAUGUGCGUUAUGCGUCACCAGGCUCACAGUGCAUUGCCGAAGACGCAGCUCUUUAUUUUAAUGCCACGUGCGGCCAUGACUUGUCACGACAGAUAAUGAUUCCCCCACCACGUGGAGUUUGAGAGUGAUUGGCAUGAGUUAUGUAAUUGUCCCCGUUUGUAUUCCUAUUGGGUCAUCGGCGUCAUUCCACGAGAUAAAAAUUCGAAAGCCUUGCAGUGAGAAGUACUUUGCACCCUGUUAAGGAGAGAACGGCUCGUAUAAGGUAAUAUCACAAAACUACUUCUGGAGAGCCUUUCAAAUGACAUUGUAUAUAUACUUAAUUUGGAGCUUUCGUGACUGCAGGAAUUACUCUUUGGUUCUUUCGGUAAAGUCACGUAUAAAGAGAAAAGAAUAAAUUAAAUACUAGCAUACGACGUUUCGAUUGCAACACAAGCAAUCGUCAUCAGGUAUAAAUGAAAUAGAAACACAAAUCUAGUAGACUUAGAAAUGUAAUGUAAUACAACAGA
Molecule: messenger RNA, 4087 nt
Organism: Lethenteron reissneri (Far Eastern brook lamprey)
Lineage: Eukaryota; Metazoa; Chordata; Hyperoartia; Petromyzontiformes; Petromyzontidae
Product: ankyrin repeat domain-containing protein SOWAHB-like
Molecular function (GO): protein binding
Source: RefSeq, a predicted model, not a curated record